Lathyrus oleraceus (garden pea) is the source of this 1656-nucleotide messenger RNA. RefSeq lists its product as uncharacterized. The transcript has 2 exons. Bases 1 to 1656 code for a protein of 551 amino acids. The record is from RefSeq and is a predicted model, not a curated record. Lineage: Eukaryota; Viridiplantae; Streptophyta; Magnoliopsida; Fabales; Fabaceae.
AUGAUGUUUGCUCCCCAGAAUAUGCCUGUUCAGGCAAUAGCUCCAGAAAAUUCUCGGCCAGCCAGUCAGGUCACUCUUCCUGCUGUUAAUUCGGCCCGACCGACAUAUUAUCAGCUGCUUAAUGAUAGAAUAAGGGCUAUUAAGGGUUUCUCAGCCUUUGGUAUUGACGCUCGAGAUAUGUGCUUAGUUCCGAAUGUGGUGCUCCCAAAAAAGUUCAAGGUUCCAGACCUCCCAAAAUACAAAGGUCUAAGCUGUCCUCAUAGCCAUAUCACCAUGUAUUGCAGGAAGAUAGCUUCAUACAUCGAUAACGAUGACUUACUGAUCCAUUGCUUCCAAGACAGCCUGUCUGGAGCUUUUCUAGACUGGUAUAUGAGUUUGGGACGUACUAAGAUUCGGUCAUUGAGGGACCUGUCAGAGGAUUUUCUGAAACAAUAUAAGUAUAAUCUUGACAUGGCUCCAACCAGGUUGCAAUUAAAGAAUCAGGCGCAGAAAUCCAAUGAAACCUUUAAAGAGUAUGCUCAGUGUUGGCGCGAGAUGGCAUCCAGGGUCCGACCAACAUUGUUAGAUAAUGAACUGGUGGAUAUCUUCAUGGGUACACUUCAUGGGUUGUAUUAUGAGAAAGUGAUUGGGAGUUCUUCUACAAACUUUGCAGACAUGGUAACUAUUGGUGCACGUGUAGAGAAUGGGCUGAAAUCGGGGAAGAUCACAGAUACUACUGCUCCGCAAGCUACGAAUAAGAAAUCAUAUGGGGGCUUCACAAAAAAGAAGGAGGGGGAGACAAAUGUUGUGACGGAAAGUGUCCACCCCCAAUAUCAGUUUCCGGUGGCCCCUAUGCCGUAUUAUCCGUAUCCAUAUGUUGCUGCUGCUCAGUAUCAACAACCGCCAUGUCAAUAUCAACCGCAAAACAGCAAUCAACAACCAACGCCUACUCAGAAAAAUCAGAAUCAACAAUAUAACCGUGACAAUAGAGGACAAGGUCAGGGGAAGAAUAACAAAGGUGUACAUGAUGAUUGUGCAAUAUGUGAAUGUGAUCAGGACGAUUGUGACGAGUUAAGGGAUUGUGUACAGAAACUGAUGGAUCAGGGACUGAUACAGUUCUCUAAGUCUAAAGCAGCCGAAGAAAUUGCGGUGAUCGAACCAAUAACUAUUGUAUAUAGGAAGAAGAAGGUUGAAGCUCCUCCCAAGAGGAUUCAGCCAAUUCAUUUUCGUGUUCCCAGUCUAUUUCUGUAUCAGAACACCAAGGAAGUGCCUUGGAAUUAUGAGACAAUAACGUAUUUAGGAGGAAAGGAAAUUCGUAUUCUUAACACUGAAAUCGUCAACAUCGUUGGAGCGGGAGGCAUGACUUGCAUUGGCCAUGUAUUCGCUCCAAAAUACACUCCUAGGGUGUCUCCAUCACCCACAGUUAUCCCGCCUAAAGAGAAGGUCAUUCCUACUCCGCAGGCAGGAGCAACUGUACCUGUCACUCCGAACAUGACAACUGUUUCAGUGCCGACGAAUGUUAUUGAUAACAAAGUUGCAGAAUCAGAAAUGUCUAAAGGUAAAGGGCCAAUGGUUGAGAAUGAGCAAGUUGAAGAUCACAAGAAGAGCAUCACUUUUGAGGAAAGCCAAGAAUUCCUCAAAUUGAUCAAGAAGAGUGACUUCAAAAUUGUCGACUAG